UAGUAAUUCGUUUGUUCGUUGUUGGAGUGUUUCGUGCAACUUGUUGCUGUGUGACUCGAAUACGCUGGUCCGUAUUUUAUUCAGUGUUUAUCGGGUUCGCGUCGGCGUUUUAAAUAUUCGCAUUUUGUGGCGUAUUUUUUAAUUUUUUCCGCUCGCGUUUCCGUAAUAAUUCGUGAAGUUUUUCGAAGUUUUUUUCGUGCUUUUUGAAACAUGUGACAGUGAAGUGAUGUUUAUUAUUGCUUCAGGUUUUAUCGGAGGAAACGAUUUUAAUGGCAGCUUUGUAGUUUUGUUUCGCGCUGUUUUAUUAUUUUAUCUUGUGUUUUAAAGCUUUUUUUUCUAUUUUCUUUCGAGUAGAUGAUUUUUAUUAGAGUUUUAAUAUUUCUAUUGUAGUGUGUUUUUCGCGCGUUGUGCUUUCUUUUUAUUUUUUUUAUAUUUAUGUAUAUUUUUUUUAUAUCGUAUAAUUUUGUGUCGGAUGAUUAAAAAAAUUCGUCGUGCAUCAUGUCUUUGGAGUUAUAUAUGCCGAAAUUGAUAAAUAACAACAACAACACCGAAAUAGGAUCAUCGAGGAAGAAAUGGGGUACAACAAUGGCGUCGUUAUCCAGUCUAAACGAAGUCUCUGAUUACGAAAACGGUGAUUUCAAUUCGACGGAAAAUAUUCGACGAGCGUUUAGCCCACCGCCGGUGAUCAGACGUGAUUCGGAUGUGCCUCGUGAAGAGCAACGUCCCAGGAGGAAAUCGUGGCACGUUGGUAAAUUCGAAAAGAAACGACGUAAAGGUAUCCCGUUUAUUGGCGGAUUGCAUCUGGGUAGCAAGGAAUCAUCUGGGUCUACAUCGCCGACUGGUUACGAGAAACAUAAACGUGGAUCGUGGUGGAAUGCAUUUGUACCGGAUCAUUGGCCGAGAUCCAGACGUUCUUCGACGGACUUCCACCGUUCGACUGAAAAGAUCCCAUUCUUCAGGGGAAAGAGUCGCAGCGUGGAUCAUGGAUUUACAUCACCUUUCGAUCUCGACUCACUGCGUAGUAAAGUGGAAGGACGAUUUGAAAGUGUUGACAGACUUUCAAAAGAUACAGAUGGGGACAGUCGUAGUGGUAGCAAAGAAAGACUGGCUGAGAAAAAAAUGCAGAAACCACCACCCACUCGUACGAUCACCUACAAGGUCGAAGCUUCUGAUACUCUGACAUCGGUGGCUGCUCGUUUCGAUACAACCCCAUCGGAGCUAGCGAUAUUGAAUCGAUUGCCAUCACGUACUGUGUUCCCUGGUCAAGUGAUCCGUGUGCCAGAGAAGAAACAAGUUCCAGCCGACGGAGAAAAUUCGGAGACCAACAGUGAAGGCGCUGAACAUUGUUCGAUUUCCGAUGAAUCGGCCGAUACUGAAAAUGCGGCUGGUCGACGUUUAUCGGGAUCUGAUAAUAAAGAUGCUGAAACGAAUGCUGAAGAUGAUAUGUUGGAUAACUUGAGAAUAGCAUCACCCAAACCAGGCCACGCCGAACGUAUUCAUUCACCGACUCCAGCAACAGUUACCCAACAAAAACCAGUACGAACUUUCGAUAGAUUUUUGAAAAUCAAUGUUCGUCAUAUUACCGAUGGUCAGGGUGUGGUCAGCGGAGUAUUGCUAGUUACACCGAAUGCUGUGAUGUUCGAUCCAAAUGUUUCGGAUCAGUUGGUCAUCGAACAUGGACCAGAAUCGUACGGCGUUAUUGCUCCUAUGGAGUUCGUCGUGAAUGCUGCCAUUUAUCAUGAUAUCGCCCAUAUGAGGGUAGCCCAUACGCCGCACAAUUUGUCGGAUUCCGGUGGUAAACCAGAAAUAUACCAUGCAUCCGAGAAAGAUAGGCGUGAUAGUUUGUACAGACCGAAAGAAGAACGAAACGACGGUAUCGAACACAAUGAUCCUUUAGUUACCACUCAGACUGACUCUUUAGAUAGCACAACGUUAGAAAUACAAAGUUCGCCGGGCGGUAAAGCGGAUUCCUUAUUGACUAAAGAGGAUACGUUUCCAGAGUUAAGGUCGUCCACCGAAGAAGAGGAUGACAACAGCGUAUGCUCUUGCGAAGAAGAACGUCAAAUCGGUAAUGCAUUUCCAAAAGCUUUCGAAAGAGAUUUAAUUAUACCUCCGUAUGCUAAAAAGAAAACUAAUCACUUAUUGAAACGAUCUGACGAAAUAUCAGAAAAAGAAGAUACCUCACAUUCGGGUGACGAAAGGAGAACGGAAUCGCCGGCUUCUUUGCCACCGGACGGCGAAGACAACGCGUCUGAGUCAGCCGUACCACACCUAGUCGAAGCGGAAGCUGUGAUUAAAAAUUUAGAAGAAAGGCGAAAAUCGUCGUUGGACCACCAUUGGGCUGUACCGAGUAAAAUUCGUUCACUCGAAGGCGACGCUGCUCCUACGGAAGAGAGUACCUGUGUAGUCGAAAGCGAACACACGGAUAGCCAAAGCGGUCGAUUAGUUAAACAGUCUUGUCACGAUUCCGGUAUCGAUAUACGCGAAGACCGCGAUCCAUCGGUAAUCACUCCGUUAUCGCGCAAAACCACCUACUCCGACGCUGAUAUUUUGUUAGCCGAUAAUGUCGAUUUCAUACCACCGAAACCUGUCCGGCAACAGUCUCGUAACGAGGAAGAAACCGGCGGCCAGAAGAAAAUUUCAUCUGUGUCGUUCAGCUUGGAAGAUAACAAAGACGGCGCAGAACAAACCAGUAAACCAUCGUCUACCAGCGAAGAAGCCGAAAAACAGGCCGAAACUAAGAAAAAUAAAAUGUUGAAAAGGCUAUCGUAUCCGCUCGCUUGGAUGGAGGGCAUCACCGGCGAUAAAGACGAUAAAGAGAGUUCAUUACCUUCGUCAGCCGAAUCUUCGCAUCCUUCUCAUUCAUCUAGUGUCUUCUCCAAAGUUUUUUCAAGUUCGCCAAUCAAUAUGGUGACGGAUUUCGGUACUGGUUUGUUUUUAACGAAAACUCCUAGCGAGGAAAGCAGUAAUAAAUUUCAAUUCCCUCCCACUAGUGGCUCGUCCUCUACUUCCUCUACAUCCCAGACCAAUUCAGAGCCAACUAAUCGCCACCAGCAUCACCAUCACCAUCGCCAUCAUCAACGAUGCGCUACCAUACCUUCCUCUUCUGUGUUAUCGAAUUCGCAUAAAAAGGAAGGUUUCGCUACCUCGUUUUCGCCCUCUUCGCUUAUUAGUAAUGUGGGACGUUCCUCUGUUAGCUCGUUCAUCAGACAACAGCACCAUAAUCGAAGCGAUAGCACGAAAUCAGCUGGACCAAGAUUAGAUUACCGUAGCAUGGUAUCGGUUGAAGAUAUGCCCGAAUUGUUUGUCUCGUUCGACAUUCACGCACCACUGUUUCCCCAGCUUGAAAAUUUAGAAUUGAUACCGAGACCAGCGAGAUCUUGCGAAGAUCCACCGUUGUAUUUACGUUUAAGAAUGGGAAAACCGAAAAACAGAAGAAUACCGAAAACCACUCCUAUUAUGUCGUACGGUAAAAAGAAAAUGCGACCGGAAUAUUGGUUCAGCGUGCCAAGAAAUAGGGUGGACGAUUUAUACAAAUUUUUAAAUAUUUGGGUACCUCAUUUGUACGGUGAUCUAGACGAAGAGACCGUCACCGAAAGAGGUUACGAACUAGUCAAUUCCGAUACCGAAUUAUGGGACGACGAAGAAGGUAACGGAGAAGAUGAAAAGAAACGUUGCCGAGGCAGCUCCGAUGAUCUUAGUGAAUUAACCAGAGAAUCGUGGGAGGUGAUUAAAGCGCCUUAUGCGAAAAUAUACACUUUAUUGAAGAACCAAGCUGAUCAGUUUGGGUCGUCAGAUACCCAACCCAGCGAUGAGGUAUUGUCUAUGAGUGAUGAACUUAGACGCGCAUUGUAUGCCACCAGCACCAACUCGCUAGAUUUCGAAUUGUUUUUACCCGAUUUGAACGGUGCCACUGAAAUACUCACCGAAGAACAUCGCAAACAAUUAUGUAGGCAUUUACCAGCCAGAGCCGAAGGAUAUUCUUGGUCUUUGGUGUUUACUACGUCGCAACAUGGAUUCUCACUCAAUUCCAUGUAUCGUAAAAUGAGUCGAAUAGAUAGUCCUAUAUUGAUGGUUAUACAAGAUACAGAAUCAAAUGUAUUUGGUACCUUGACGUCUUGCACGUUACGAGUCAGCGAUCAUUUCUAUGGAAAUGGCGAAUCACUAUUAUUUACCUUUACUCCAGAAUUCCAAGUAUACAACUGGACCGGAGAGAAUUUAUAUUUUAUCAAAGGAAAUAACGAAAGCUUAUCGAUAGGAGCCGGAGACGGUAAAUUCGGAAUAUGGUUAGACGGCGAUUUAUACCAAGGCAGAACUGAAUCAUGUACGACAUACGGAAACGAUCCGCUCGUACCGUCGCAAGAUUUCGUCGUGAAGACUCUGGAAUGUUGGGCUUUCCUGUAGGUAAUGAAAUCGUGAAAAAAAAAAUCAUCAAAGAAAAAAAAUUUGAAAACCCUAACCUGACCAAAAAAACUACCAAUCGAGACAAUGACGUCACUACAGAGAUGCCUACGUGAUAUAUUUUUUUCCACGUGUCAUCGUAUUACCAAUUUUUCAAUUUCGUUGUAAAAAAGAAAUGAAAAGUCCUACCCUCAAGAAGGCGCGGAUAGAUAGAAAGUGAAAAAAAAUGAACGUCUGUACAGAUUUUUUUACCUAAGAGAAACCAAAAAAAAAAAAAUCUUUACGUAUACAGUACACUCACAUCAAUUAAAUCAGCGUGAGCAACUACGGGAUGAUGAAGAGGAGGAGGAGACUAUCGAAAAAACAAUAAAGAAAGAGUUGGAAAGUAGCAAAUAAAAAAAAUGGAUAAAAAACCAAAAAAAAAAAACUCUACCUAACGAUUACGUGUGUUUGUUUUUUUUUAUAAAUAUUAUAUAUAUACUAAAAAUACCUAGACGUACCUACUUUUAUAUACAAUUUAAGUACCUACUACAUAUAUCGUAAUAAUACUUAUAUACUCGUUUAAAAAAAAAAAAACUAUCGUGUGAAAACGUCAAGUGGAAACUUUCCUCGCUACAUACAGCUUUACUACUCGUAUUAUAGUAGCUGACGUGUACCUAUAUACCUUGUACCUUGUACCUAGGACCUACCUAUCUAUCGUGUAGAGAUUGCUAAAGUAUAUAAGCCAGCUAUAAAUGGUCUCCUUCGAGGAUUUAAGAUAGAAAAAAAUAAGGUGUAACAGUUGGCCAGAUUUGAUCGAUCAAUGUGCUCUACGAUUCCGCACUAUUGUGUCAUACUAUUUUUAAUCGUGCAUAUAUUUUUACAUAGAUGUCUCUUUUUUUUCGUUUUUUUUUUUCGUUGUAGUCGUCGGAGUACGUAGAUAAGCAAUGUAGAGUAUAUAAAAGAGUAUCCGUGUUUGCUAUAGGUACAGUAGGUACAUUUCUAUGUGUGGAUAUGUAAGAAUAUAUAUAUCCGUAUUCCAAGCCCAAUCUCCCCUCGUACCCCUCCUUCCUUCCUUCCUUCUUAUCCACGAUGAUGAAUUCGUAGUGGUCAAUUUUACUUUACCAUCUGGAAAACAUUUUUGGGGUGUAAAUUGAAUAUCUAGUACGCUGUAAUCGCCUACCACAUAUCACGAUAUAUAUCGCCGGUGAUAGUCUGGCGCGUGAUCGCCGAACGACGCGUUAGUUUUUAAUUAUCUACUAUUUUAUAUAAAUGUGUAUUUUUGUUGUUUUACUUUACUUUUUGCCCCCCUCUCCCCUCUUCUGUUUUGCAUCUGUAGAUCUCUUGUUUCGUGCUGACGAAAACGUACGAACGUAGCUCGUACGUGUAGAAAUCGACCUAAUAAUAUUAUUUAUCCUUUCUAUUCGAAGUACAGUUUCGAAAAUCUAAAUUAUACUAUUUUCGAUUUCCAUCUCGCAUCUGCCUAAAUUAGAGGUAGUUGUACUCGAAACGAGAGAUACUUUCGUGAAAUUUGAAGUAAAACGAAAAAAAUUUACCAAAAAAAAAAAACUAUAUCAUUCCAAAUUUAUAUUUUAGUGUGAUUUUUACAACAACAAAAAAAAGUACUUAUUUUUUAGGGCUGAACACGGAUGAAAUUAUCGGUAGAAAACGCUCGAAUUAUGUACAUAGGUAAUUGUACGAUAUGUACUUACUAUCGAGCCAGUGGAAUCAUUAUGCAUAUGAUGCGCUUUUAUUGUGAUAUUUUUAAAUGCAUCAUGAAUAUGCUUUUUUUUUACAUCGGCGUGUAAUUGUAUUCUUGUAAUUCCUCUUUCUUGUGCAUAGAUUUAUUGUAUUUGUACAUAAUAUAAUACGUAGGAGAAGCUAGGAUUAGGAAUCUGGUAUAAUACUCGAGUAUAAAGUGGGUGAUUUUUUUUUCUCGUUUUGAAAGCGCGUGCUGGUGAUUGAAAGUUUCAGUUUCAACGAGGUGGGAUUCAGAAUUUGGAGAUUUUUUUGGGGGACUUUGAAGUUCUUUUACGGUCGUGUUGUGCUUAUGUAGAGUUGUUGGAAAUUGAUUGAGAGAAGUUGGAUAGAUAGGGGAAGAGAUAUGCUGAAAAAAAGGAAGAAAUUUUAUUAAAUUUUGAAUGACGUCGGAACGCUAGAAUAAAACCAAAGAUUUAUAGCACUAUAUCUCGCAUUUCAUAUAGCAUAUUCAUCUUUUUACUCAUCGAUGAGGAUUAUUGGAAAGUGAAACGGGCAUUUUGGGAACCAUUUGCUAGGAAAUUGUCGAAAAAUUGAAGUUGGUCGAAUUCAAACUUUCUCAAAGUUUGGUAUUGGAAAAAAAGAGAAUUUUUGGUGUUUUUAAAUGGUAACAUUGGCUUGUAAUUGAUUGGGUACUUUUGAAUUUAUUGUUUUUGGGUGGUGAAUUGAUGUUUUUAAAUUAGGUGGGGAAAACCAUGAUGGCAAAAUCAUUCUUCUUAGGAUGAAAAAUGUUCUCAAAAUAUCGAAACGAACUCGAGUAUCGAAUUUUCCAUCGAAUAUUGCGUAGUAACGUAACACUGUAACAGUAACUUAUGUUACAGACCGCAAGCACGUCAUUUUACCUAUUUUAAAUAAAAAAUAACGUUAUAAUAACGUUUUGUAACCGUUAUAAUAACGUUAUGCUUACGUUAUAAUAACGUUAACCUACCGUUAUUUUCAAUUUGAGGAGACAAUUUUUCAUAAUAUUAUGAUAGUGUUAUUAUAACGUUAUUUUGUCGUUUUGAAACGGUUAUCAUAACGUUAUUUUACCAUUAUGAUAGGUUAUUAUAACGUUAUUCUAGCGUUAUAAUGGAGUUUUGAAAAAGUAUGGCUAAAAUUGUGGUGGUAAUUGUGUAAUGUCAAGAGGGUGUCAUUAUUAUAGGAUUAGAAUGGUGCCACAAUAACGUUUUUGUACAGUUGUGGGAACAUGAUUGUACCGUUAAAAUAGUUCAGCAUUGCAAGAAAGUUAUACUCAGUGUUGCAGAUUAUUUUAUAUUCGGUUUCUGGUCAAUAUUUGAAAUUGAUUGAAAUCUAAUUUGGCUUCACAAAAAUUUUGUGAUUCAGGGUACAGAUUGAUAUUGUUUUGAUUUCGGGUUUAGUUCAUCAAGUCAAAUUCUUCGAUUUUUCCACAUUUCAUAAUGUUAUUAAUCAAUCAUACUAUUUGGGAAUCCAUGAAUCUGGUAACUGAAAAUUACCAACAAUAACGUAGAAAUUUCCACAAAAUGGUCCAAAAAUCCUUGAAAAAGAGAUGUUCGAAUCUUGUUAGAAAAAUGCGAAUGAAAACUCAAUUGAACUGAAAACGUUAAAAAAAAAAGCAUUAAAAUCACUGAAAAUUGUAUUACUUUUCACUGAAUCCAAUCUCAAAACCUAAAUUGUUUCAACCAAAAACCGGAAUUAUUUUUCAGAACUUGAAACCUGAACACCAGAAUCUUGUGCAAACCUGAAAUAGAUUUCAACCUGUUUAAAAAUCAGAUCCAAAACCAAAACCCAAAUAAUUUUGGGCUAACCACUUCCAAAUAAUGUUUUUGUACAGUUACAGAAACGUUAUUGUAACGGUAUCAAAACGUUCCAAUAACGUUAUGAUAACGUUAUUUUUGAGUUGAAGUGACAAUAUUUCAUCAUGUAGUAACUUUGUUAUGACAUUGCACGAUUGCAGUGAAUCAGUGAUAUGAUAACGUUAUUUUGACCUUACCAUAACGUUAUUACAAAGGUGUGGCCCAGUUCAGCGACAACCUUGUAAUGUAAUGAGGGUAUAAUUUUUAUAUCAUAAAUCAUGACGACAGUGCCAUGAUAACGUUAUUGUACAGUUAUAGUAACGUUAUCGUAUGGUUAUUAUAACGUUACCAUACGGUUAUUAUAACGUUAUUUUUCGAUUUUGAAAAAUUAAAAAUUAUUGAAUUUAGGAGCUCGAUUUUUGGUCACGCAAUUAUGUAUUGGUCAACGAUGGAAAUCCGAUAUUUGAGGUAUGUAGAUUGUUGAGUUGAGGGGCAAGGGGUUUAUCAAGCUCUUGAUUGUUUCUAGAAUCAGCAGGGAUGUCAAGUUCACUUUCCAAUAAUGUAUUUUUGUUUUAUUAAAUUCAUUUUUCAUUUUUAAUAUUCUGCUGUUGACGGUUGGUUCGAAUCGAAAGGAAUGCGAAAUCAGAAGGAAUAAUAUGCCAAUGAUUUUGUGUAAUUUACAACGUAGGUACUUAUUGCUUGGCUAGUCAACAUGGUGGCAUUUUCAUGUAUCCAUUUUCUAAGAUGUUUAUGUGUGCGUGCUUAGUGAAAGUACAUAUAUACCUACUCGAUAAAGUAAAAAAAAAUUAUAAAGAAUUAAAAAAAAGGUAGGAGCUAACUCAAUCGUAACAUUGGCAGCGAAUAUUUUCAUCCGUGUUUACGUAUAAAACACAUACCUACAUAUUGUACUAAUAAACCAAACUUAUCACAUAUUUUUGUCGAAACGACGACGUGUGGUGUGAAAUUUUCAAUUAAAAUCAAAUAAUUUUUAGAUUUACCGCGCGCUUUUUUCAUUUCUAUACGAUGAGAAAAAAAAUUUAUAUCGAUUUCUAGUUUCGUUUUUUUAAUAAAAAAAUUUAUUUAGAAACACAAGUCAAUUGUUUUUAGAAAAUAAGUAUAGUUUGUUUUUUUUUCUAGUAUUUGUACUGAUAAAAUGAAGUUUCUAGUGUGUAUGAUAAAAAAAUAUUAUGUUAGAGUUGCAUUUUGUAUUUUCAUAUAGUAUGAUAGCGGAAUGAAAGAAAUUUUUAAUUAUUUGUAUUCAUACUCUUAUCGUGUGUGAUAUUUGCUUUCGUCGAGUAUGUUUCAAUGAAAAGAUACAUUAUUUAUAUACAAAGGUGAUCUGUUACACACCUCCUCAGCUUUCAAGCUUUGUUAUGUUUUUUUUUUUAAAUUUUAUUUAUCUUGUGUGUGUGUGUAUUCGUGUUCGCUAUAUAAAUACGUAUAUAAAAUUAUAUUCAAAAGUGUCGCUUGUCGUAAUAGGCUGUUGGAUUAUUUAGAUCUCGUUUUAUGUGUACUUUUGUUUCGGCCCAGAUGUAUGCGAAAAUCCGUUUUAAAUAGUUCCAAGUACUCGUACAUAUUGAAACAAUAAUAAUUUUGCAAGCUUGGUGAAGUUAAUUGUAAUAGGUUUUAAUAUUACUAGUCUGAUUAUAUGUUUAUUUUGGCUACAUUUUUGAAGAAUUUUGUUUUUGAAAAAGAGCAUUUUUUUCAUCUAUUUAGAUGCAUUUUUUCGAAAUAUGUGUAAUAAAUGAUGAUUAGAUACAGAAUGAAAUUCACGUACGAUAAAUAAUAAUAUAGUGAAUAUUGUUACCAAAUUGAUGGAGUUGUAAUAAUUAUGUGUAUAAUUAUAUAAUGACGAUGUUGUUGUAAUAAUGAUGCGAGCUACAUAACAGAGCAAAUUUAUAACAAAAGCAUAAAUCAUUUAAAUAUGUCUAGUCGAUAUUUUAUGUAUUAGUUGAUUUUAGUUUAUUUUUUUUUUGUCCAACAUACACUGGCUAAAUUUAUCUACGUUUAAAAAAAAAAUUAUGGAAAAUUAAUCGCUUCGAACCUAUAUAAAAAGUAAACACCAAUAAUUUCUAAAAUUUAUUAUAGGGCCUAUGAUUAUUAUUAUAUGUUUCGCAUUUUUUUCCUUUAUCUUUUUCUUUUUAUUUUGUUUAUUUUUGUUCUCAUCUCUUAUGUUUUGUUGGAAAUUAAAAUUAUGUAUAGCUUUUUAUGUAACAAGUUUUUGAGAUGGCAUUGUUAUGUCAAUUUUGUCGUGUAAUGAAUUGUGGAUACGCGAAGUACGUGCAUUUGCACUUGUAAUUUUUUUUUGUAUUUUACGUGGGUGCGUGAGUUUUGUUGUAUUUAAAAAAAAAAUUGGUAUUUUAAAAAAAAUGUCUGAAUCGUGUUUUGCAAUUUAAUGAAUGAUUUAUUUUUAUUUGUCAGUUAUACAGUUACUGUUUACCAUUAUAUUGUGUUAAUAAAUGACUGCAAAAAGUUAA
Molecule: messenger RNA, 10369 nt
Organism: Planococcus citri (citrus mealybug)
Lineage: Eukaryota; Metazoa; Arthropoda; Insecta; Hemiptera; Pseudococcidae
Gene: mtd
Product: mustard
Exons: 24
Coding region: 499-4404 (1301 amino acids)
Biological process (GO): response to oxidative stress
Cellular component (GO): nucleus
Source: RefSeq, a predicted model, not a curated record